Salvelinus namaycush (lake trout) is the source of this 858-nucleotide messenger RNA. Its product is annotated as saposin-C. The record is from RefSeq and is a predicted model, not a curated record. Gene Ontology annotation, biological process: defense response to bacterium; killing of cells of another organism; antimicrobial humoral immune response mediated by antimicrobial peptide. NCBI's taxonomy places the organism in Eukaryota, Metazoa, Chordata, Actinopteri, Salmoniformes, Salmonidae. Gene Ontology annotation, cellular component: cytolytic granule. Bases 97 to 504 code for a protein of 135 amino acids. The transcript is spliced from 4 exons.
GCAGACGUUCUGUGCUCUCCAACCAGGACCAAGUUAACUACACUGGCUUACAACAGUUGCUUUAUUAUCCAUUUCUACCUUUUGACUGAGAAGAAGAUGAGGGUCGUCAAUAUGGGUCUUCUGCUGGUUUGUGCAGCCUUUGCUCAGUCCUUCAAGUCUCAAGGUGGGGGGAGUCUGAGAGAGGAGGAGGACAUGUGGGGGAACUACCUAAUGGAAAGAGAUGACAACCAUGCCGAGAUCAAAGCUGUCCUUCCAGGUACCUGCUUUGCGUGUAAGCGCAUCAUCAACAAGGUCAAGGCCCAGCUGGAUGGUGAUAAUGACAGGGAAAACAUAACUGCUAAGCUGGACUCUAUUUGUGGCAGCAUGGGGAUACUCAAAGCCAUCUGCAAGAAACAGGUCAAUAAAUACAAAGAAAAACUGAUUGAAGCACUUCUCAAUGAUGAGGACGCAAAGGAUGCCUGUAAGGAAUUGAAGCUAUGCAAAUGGAAUAACAUUUACCCAUGAUUGCCCUGGGCACACGUUUCUUUCAGAUGAACACGCUGUCAUAGUUUAGCUUUACAUUAUUUUCAUACACAACUGUCUGGAUGGAAUGGCAGUCUUUAAAGUCACUUAACAUUGCUAAAGACCGACAUUCCAUCCAGCCAGAAAAGGACUGGCCACCCAUCAGAGCCUGGUUCCUCUCUAGAUUUCUUCCCAGGUUCCUGCCUUUCUAGAGAGUUUUUCCUAGCCACCAUGCUUCUACAUCUGCAUUGCUUGCUGUUUGGGGUUUUUGGCUGGGUUUCUGUAUAGCACUUUGUGAAAUCGGGUGGUGUAAAACGGGCUUCAUAAAUAUAUUUGAUUGAUUGAUUACUCCUGCAA